Ectocarpus siliculosus is the source of this 708-nucleotide messenger RNA. Lineage: Eukaryota; Phaeophyceae; Ectocarpales; Ectocarpaceae. The record is from the annotation of a GenBank genome assembly.
AUGACGAGGGCCGCUCUUUUUCUUUCCGCAUCAUGCGCCCUCCUACUUCGACCUGCAACACCCUUCAUUCGGCUGGCACCCCCAGCAGGAGCUGCUGACCCUGCCGGCGCCGCGCAUCGCCAACGUCACGUACGUCCUGUGUCUGCGCGCCCGCACCAUGCGCGGGUGCUCGUCAACAUGAUGGCGGAGGUUGACGCAGACGUCCCGGGCAUCGCGGACUCACGCUUGGCGGGGUGGAGGGUGGGGUCGAAACAAGCAGCUACUACUGCAACAGAGGACACAGCAGCAGUGGACAGCGAUGCAGACUCGGAGGGAGGCGCGGGCGAGAGCGGAGAGCCCGGGUGCGGGGAUGUGGUCGAGUACCCACUGACAGAUUUGGUGAAGAACGAGUCAACCGACGGAAGGGAGAAGGGCGUGGCGGUCAUCGUCAGCAUCAACAAGCUGCGCAACGACGCCUGGAAACUGCCCGAGGACAUUCUCGACAAAGCCGAGCUUCAGGUUCUGUGCCCCGAUCUUGACAGCGAGGAGGAGGGAGUGUGGAUGGCCGAUGAGCUAGAAACAUGUGCCUUCGCCAAGCUCGGAGAGAUGAAAGUGCUCAAGUCAUCCUUCAACGGUGCAAUGGACAAGUGGAAGCGGUGGACGAUUUCCGACGAACUCAGCGAGGGCUGUGGCGCGAGGGACGCUGAGUGGGAGUACGACAUGCUCUAA